Messenger RNA from Gryllus bimaculatus (two-spotted cricket), 1335 nucleotides. The record is from the annotation of a GenBank genome assembly. NCBI's taxonomy places the organism in Eukaryota, Metazoa, Arthropoda, Insecta, Orthoptera, Gryllidae.
AUGUCAGUAGUUACGAUUCAAGUAGGACAGUGUGGUAAUCAAGUUGGCUAUGAUUGGUAUACUAGAUUGGGUAGAGAGGUAUGUUCUGAAGCUCUUGAAAAACACAUGCAUAAAAAACAUUCAUACAUAAGAGAGUCUUUUGAAAGAUGGUUUAACAGUGUUGAUGAUGAACAACGGAUCUUUGCACGUGCUGUUCUUAUUGACACUGAGCAGAAAGUGAUUAAUAGUGUUUUUAAAAAAGCUUCAAGACAAAUGUGGCAAUAUAACCCUGCAAGUGUGGUGUGUCGCAAGGAUGGAGGUUCUGGGAAUAAUUGGGCUUUAGGUUUCUGUGAAAGAGGACCAGAAAUGCAAGAGGCCGUCCUAAACUCUGUCAGAAAAGAGGUGGAAGCUUGUGAUAGAUUGUGCACUUUCCAUAACUUACUUAGUUGUGCUGGUGGAACUGGUUCAGGAUUGGGAAGUCGCAUCAUAGCUGAUCUUAGAGAUGAAUAUCAAUCUAAAUUUAAUAUAAAUUCUCUUGUCUUUCCAUAUAACGGUGGGGAAAUUAUUACUCAGAAUUAUAAUUUAAUAUUUACUUUGUCUGAAAUAUAUGAUGUUUCAGAUGUGAAUAUUGUUUUUCAGAAUGAUGAUUUACAUAAAACCUGUACCAAUUUGUAUGGAAAUUCAAAUGUUGAUUUACAUGAUUUAAAUUCUUUAAUAUCAGUGAAAUUAUUGUCUUGCCUACAGCCUGUGUACAGCAGGUCAAGGAAUUAUUUACCUUCUCUAAUUUCUGCCAUGUCUCCUCAUCCAUGUUAUAAACUAGUUUCAGUGAAGAGUGCCCCUCAUACAAUUCCAGAAAACCCCAUACAAGAUACAAGUGUAAGCUGGAAUGCAUUGUUAAAAUAUAUGAUGCGUUCUUUGUACUUAUACGCUCCUAAAGGAGAUGUAUAUGAUUUGAAAUCCAGAGAUACAAAAUAUACUUCUGUUUGCCCAAAGUAUUUAAAGAGUAUUGCAAAUGUUCUUAUUACUCGAGGUGGGAAAAAUAUUCCUUCUACUAAUAUGAAAGAUUUUUGUAAUAAGGAUCUUUAUCCUGAUUGGAUACCUGUUGCGUCAGGUUUUCAACAUUUCCAUCAGGAAGAAACGUUAUUGGACUAUAACAAGUUUGUAUCUUUAAUAAGUAAUAAUUCUUCUGUUUAUGAAUGUUUAAAUAUUGUUGUUGAGAAAGCUUGGACUCAAUUUGCUCAGAAAGCAUAUUUACAUCAGUUCACCAAACACGGGCUGGAAGAGAAUGACAUUGCUGAAGCUUUUGUGAAGAUUGAGAAUAUUUUAACAAACUACAAACAUUUAAGUGCAAUGUGA